Messenger RNA from Galeopterus variegatus (Sunda flying lemur), 139 nucleotides. Its product is annotated as amyloid protein A-like. The annotation marks the transcript as partial. Gene Ontology annotation, cellular component: extracellular region. Lineage: Eukaryota; Metazoa; Chordata; Mammalia; Dermoptera; Cynocephalidae. The record is from RefSeq and is a predicted model, not a curated record. The transcript has a single exon.
GGGCUAAAGACAUAUUGAGAGCCUACUCUGACAUGAGGGAAGCCAGUUACAAAAAUUCAGACAAAUACUUCCAUGCUCGAGGGAACUAUGAUGCAGACCAAAGGGGACCUGGGGGUGCCUGGACUGCUAAAGUGAUCAG